AUGGUUGCUAUCAAGGCUCUCUCCGUCCUGGCCCUCGCCGGCGCCACCAUUGCCGCCCCUGUCGCGCAGCCUCUCGAGGUUGGCGACGCUCUCGUCCGCCGCGACGCUUCUCCCGCAUGGGAGGGCGGCCGUGCCAACUACAGCUGGAAAUGGGGCUGGGCUCGUCCUCAAGGCCAGUCUUCUGAUGCCAGCUCGACUCCAACCGAGACCCAGAGCCAGCCCCAGAGCCAGCCUCAAUCUCAACCUCAGACCACUGAAGCCGCCGCACCUGCUUCUCCCCCCGCUUCCAGCAGUCCCGCUCCUUCCACUGGCGGCAGCUCCGACUCUGGCUCGAGCUCCGGCUCCGGCUACAUGGGCAUCGUGAACAACUGGCGCGGCAAGAUGGGCCUGCCCCUCUUCACCGAAGACAACACGCUGCAGUCCAACGCCCUCGACACCUCCACCUCAUCUGGCGGCCAGCUCGUGCACAAGCUCAACCCCGGCUCCAUGGGUCAAGUCAUGGCCCCCGGCAACUCCGGCAACUUCGAGUCCGUCUUCGUCGGCGGCUGGCUGUGCGAGCUGCCUUCGCUCCCCGGCCUCGGCAGCAGUGUUUGCGACGCCGCCUCCCAAGGCUGGAACCACGCCGGUCAGACCGGCCACGCCGAGAUCCUGUCCAGCACCAAGUACACCAAGAUUGGCUGCGGCAACGCCGACAACAUGUGGACUUGCGACGUCGCUUAA
Messenger RNA from Cyphellophora europaea CBS 101466, 720 nucleotides. RefSeq lists its product as uncharacterized. The transcript has a single exon. The record is from RefSeq and is a predicted model, not a curated record. Bases 1 to 720 code for a protein of 239 amino acids. NCBI's taxonomy places the organism in Eukaryota, Fungi, Ascomycota, Eurotiomycetes, Chaetothyriales, Cyphellophoraceae.